AAUCCCAGUUCAGAAAAAUAUUUCACUGGUUUUCAGCUAAAGAGUCAUAAAGUCUAAGAUACGCGAAGGUACCUGGCUCUAAAGGAUUCGUCAGUAUGUUAUUACUUGCAUUGUUUUGUGGGAUUUCUCUCCAAAAAGUUUCAGGAAGUCAACCUAUUACAGGUUGUGACAGAAACUCUGUUGGGAUACAGUACAGGUCAGUCAUUCCUGACAGCAGUUUGACAGCAUCCUCUUUUUUUAAUAUAUAUUUUGCACCACAACAUGGUAGACUACAUGACGCAUAUGGAUGGUCACCCAUAACAGAAUACAACGAACGAGAUUACCUACAGAUUGACCUUGGUGGGUUAACUGAAGUGUGUGGUGUAGCAACACAAGGUUGUGGAAAUAAUAACGAAUGGGUGACAAAAUACAAGCUUCAUUUCUCAAAGCGUGGUGCUAUUUGGGACACAUACCAAGAAAAUGGAACGGAAAAGAUAUUUCAAGGUAACAGUGAUAUGUCAACUGUUGAGAUACGUUGCUUGCAGAAUCUACAGUCAGCGAGAUACAUCCGGUUUGUACCAACAGCUUUCCACACAUAUAAAACGAUGCGUGUAGAGGUUUUUACUUCGUAUCUCGACGGACCUAAAAUUAUUCCACAUCAAAGGUCGUUACAACUGACAUGGAGGAUUAUGGAUAACAUAACAGUAGUAUCAUACUUGAUGGAGUUCAAGAACAAAAGUAGGAUAGAAAGCUUGAUUUUACCAAAUGACACUAUGGAAUACAACCUAACAAACCUACARCCCUACACUGAGUACAGUGUUCGACUAAAAGGGAUGUUAACAAGUGAUGGAGCUGGAGUAUGGAGCAACUGGAUCAAUGCCAAAACUGCUGCUGCAGUUCCAGAAUGUUCCCCAGUGAUCACAAACAUACAAGCUAUAUCAUCUACGAGCAUCUCUAUGGCUUGGCAACAGGACCCUACUUGUUUAAACGGUAUAUUACGAGGUUAUAUCAUCCAGUACAGCCUACUUGAUAACAGCACAGUACAGUCUAUCAAUAUCACAGAUGAUCGCUUGUCUACCAGUAGGAAUGUGUCAGGACUUCGUAAAUACACCAUUUAUAGCUUUAGAAUCCUGGCCUAUACAAUUGGAGAAGGACCACUGAGUAAUGCCUCCGUAAUCAGAACUGCUGAAGACG
Molecule: messenger RNA, 1173 nt
Organism: Actinia tenebrosa (Australian red waratah sea anemone)
Lineage: Eukaryota; Metazoa; Cnidaria; Anthozoa; Actiniaria; Actiniidae
Product: receptor-type tyrosine-protein phosphatase F-like
Molecular function (GO): protein binding
Source: RefSeq, a predicted model, not a curated record